Molecule: messenger RNA, 1508 nt
Organism: Penaeus vannamei (Pacific white shrimp)
Lineage: Eukaryota; Metazoa; Arthropoda; Malacostraca; Decapoda; Penaeidae
Gene: EMC10
Product: ER membrane protein complex subunit 10
Cellular component (GO): EMC complex
Source: RefSeq, a predicted model, not a curated record
UAAUUAAAAAAGAGACCGAAAGAUCUUGGCAUAAAGUCUGGAAAAAGUGUCACAAUUUCCCUAGUUGUUGUCGUAAAGUUGACAGCAAAGAAUGGCGAAUCAAUUCAAGAUUUUCACUGUUAUAGCUCUGUUAGCAGGUGCUUCAUAUGCUUUUCAGGAGGAUGAUUUCUUGGAUGGACAGUUGACCCUGGUGGUGGAGGAUGCGCUGGAGGGUGGACCAGAACCUGUCUUUUCUCCUCGCUCUACAAUCCACGUCCGCUCUGUAAAAUCUGGGAAUGCUGUGGUAACACAUACAAGACAGUGGAAUCCCGAGUUGCACAAUAAGUUGAAGAUACUUGCAGAAAAAAAUGAUUUUUAUCGAGUUCGUGUUUAUCACAAGGGAUCAGAGGAAAGAGGAUAUGUAUCAACCUUUACCAGAGCUUGUCAGGUAUAUGAGAGUGGCCUUUCUGAGACCCUAAGCAUGAUGGUGGACAGUGCUGGCACCUGGGUUGUCGGCGUGGGCCUCAUCCCCCCUGUGGCUGUGUGCCAGGGAGAAGAGCUCGAAGCCAUCCCAGCCAACCACAACACUACAGUCAUCAUUCGCUCUCCGACACCAGCGCCUGUACCAGACACAGCAACAUACAUUGAGAAGCUUGAGGCAAUGAAGAAUGAAAAGGCAGAGGGGAAAGAUAAUCGCACAUUCCUGGCAAAAUAUUGGAUGUAUAUUGUGCCAGUCGUGGUCAUCAUGGUUCUCUCAGGAGGAGGACAAGAGGGUGGACGUUAACCCACAAUUUGCCUUUUGACAACACAUAGACAUUUGUUUCUUGUAAAGUCCUCAGCUGUAUUUUUUCUUUUAUUGUUAAUAUUAUUUUUGUUAUUGAAAAAUGGCAUAUUCAUUAUUCUCAUUACAGAUUUUUCAUAUUUGGACUAUUUUUAAUCUAAAGUUUAGCAUGAUAUUGGGAAAUCAUCUUCAAAACAAAUAGGCAAUAUGAUCUGAUAUGUAUAUACAGAAGCACUUUAUUUUAUUAUGUCUGUAUUUAAAAGAAAGGUACAAAGAACAUGUACUUGUUAGAAUGAGUAAUGCUGGAUGUAAAGUCUCAUCAGAAAGGCCUUUAACAGUUUAAAAUACAGGAAUAUGCAAGUUAUGUACAUGAAUUUCAGCCUUUGAUAAUCCACAGUACCGGAAACAAAAAACUCCAGCAUACUCCCAACAUCAGCUGUCAUCUUCCUCAAUAUGCAAUUCAUUUGCAUAUUAGACCAUUCUUUUUAAUUCUUCAUAUACAUGAGUCACAAAAUAUGUUUUCUAUUUCUUAAUAGUAACGAAUCAAGUUUACUGUUAUUGUAUAAAUAUCUUAAAUCUGACCUUAAAUGAAAAGACUAGAUUUGGCCAGUGAAGAUUUACAGUAAUUCUUUGUACAGUGAAUUGAAUUGUUGUUUAGAGUACAAUAAGUGCACCAUUCCCUGUUAUUUAUGUAUGGAUGCUUGAGUGUGUACAAGGAGCAUGUAGAAAUAAACAAAUUUUCCCUGAA